ACAGCAGCAUAAAAGCUAUUUUUUCGCAUUUAUUUUUUUGCUGCAAAAAAAUCGAAGCGUACCGACGAACCGGGAACGGGAAAAAUCUCGGCCAUAAAUACACCCCAACUUUUCGUCCAUCGUGUGUAUUCGUAUUGUUUGACCGGCAACAAGCCUUUCGGCAAUUGUGGCAAUUUCAUUCCUUGUGGUCCCUCGUGUUUGUUGUCUGCCUUCGCGCGAUCAUCCGAGCGCUGCUGGCUGCUACUCGCUGACGGCAAGCCGGGCACGACGUGCAAACCUGCCGCAGGAAGUAGGAUACUGAGACGAAGGAAGCGAACGCAUCAUCAUCAUUAUCAUCAUCAUCAAGUGCAUCAUCCCACGGAACGGGAAAGCGAAAUACUACGCCAAACACCUGCAACCAGGGUAGCGGUCUUCCAGUCGGAGAAGCAGUUUCCGUUUUGGGUUUCUUCUUCGUUGUUUUCGCUGUGUCUGCUAUUUUUUUUAUAUCAACGACCUCAAUCCCUGUUCCGUUGAGGACCAACAUCGGGGGAAAGAGCGCUUGGUGCGGGAAAAAAAAUCAAUGUUUUAGAAAACAAUUGGCCCCGACACAGUUGGUACGCGCCUGUGUCCGUAUAGUACACGCGUGUGUGCAUGUGUGUGUGUGGUUUGUAGUGUACGCUUGUGAAAUUCACACCGAAUGCUUUCGACGAGCGCUGCAAGCUACUGUUCAUAAUCAAACACGGAAUCUUCAUAGUAGCUAUCAGCAAUCCUGAAUCCUUAGUUCGGAUUCGUGUAGUGUAAGAUAAUAUCUCUCCUUUACGUACUCUGACGAAUGGGCAUAAUGUUAUGCUAAUUUUGGCCACCAUUACCAAUAUUGAGUGUCUUGGGUUGCUACAUCGCCUUUUUUGGGGAAGAGGGUUGGCCGAUACAACGACGUCUGCUGAUCAUCAUUCCUGUUCAUCCUUGUCGCAUCCAAUCGGCACCGUAGACAGCGCUGAUUUACCAACCAUGGAAACCACCACCGUACGAACCGUGUCAACUGUUGCCAGCAGCAACAGCAGCAGCAGCAGCAAGAAGUUUGCUUUCAGUGUAGAAGAAGCUCAACAUUCCUUUAAGACCACCGAUAAGAAUAUUACAGUGGUGUGUACCGAGGGCAAACACGACCGUGGCAGCUCGAAGAUCAAGCUCGUCAAUGUGGUCAACUUCAAAUGGGAACAGAAAAACUAUCCCGGCCGGUUGAUAGCAUGUCACAAGGAUUGUUUCCUGCUGGCUUACUCGAUCCGAGUAACGAAGCAAUCGAAAAGCGAAAGUAUGGUCCGGGUAGCGCACCUGGAUCUGCCCGAAAGGGGGCUGAUCAAGGGUCUGUCGGAUGAAAUACUUGACCUGCAGUUCUCGCACAACAGCACGCACGACUGUCUGCUCGGCAUCAUCGAACGGACGACACUGCACGUGCACAAGGUGCUGGUGAAAGGUGACAAGGUAACCACCGCGCUCAAGGUGAAAAUAGUCGAUCCGCUCGAGGGGCACGUGCCGGUGUGCGAUCGCAUUACGUGGUGCCCGUACCUGAGCGACGGUACCGACUACAGCGAUGAUUUCGCGAAGGAGCUGCUCGUGUGGACACGCGGUUCCACCUUCCAGUGCUACAGUAUUAGUGCGCUGACGAAAUCGUACAUCGAUACGACCGAUCUGAAAGCGUCCGACAUCGAGGAGGGUGGAUUUAAGGCGAACGAUGGCGACGCCACCAUCACCGGCAGCGUGUUCUCCGACGAUGGUACGACGCUGGCGCUCAGCUCCAGCGACGGGCUGAUCCGGUUCUAUCAGGUGUACCAGCACGCGAACGACCGCUCACCGAGACGGUUGCACCUGUGGAAGCCGCACGACGGCAAACCGAUCACGAGCUUCUUCUUCCUGGACAACUAUACCGAAACGGUGAACAAUAAGACGAUCUGGAAGCAUGCGAUCACGUGCGCGGAGAACAAUGCCGAGAUCAAGGUGUGGUGCUGCGAAUCGUGGGAAUGUUUGCAAACGGUCCGCCUAACGUCCCCGGUGGCGGACGCGUCGCUACAUUUUAAGGCAGAAAUUGACAUCUCCUCUACGUAUCUGGUGCUGACCGAGCGCACGACGCGACAGAUCUACGUGCUGCAGAUACGGAAGGGCAAGAGCACCGUGCUACCCGAUGCGGACGCGGUGGUGCACCAAUCGAAAAAGACCAUCCUAACGAAGGAAAGUACGGCGCGCCCGAACGUGCAGCCGUACAUCGUUUCGAUAGCGGAGUAUCCGCUGUCCGCGUCGGUGCUGGGGUUCGCCAUCCUGUACGCAUCGUCCGGCAACUCCAAGUACGGCGAUUACGACGACGACGAAGACGACGAACAAUCCUCACCGCAGUGCGUUGUGAUUCGCAUGUUUCUGGUGCAGCCGAACAACCUGCAGGACUGUACGCUUAUGUACGAAGCAAUACCGGAAAGUGACGGCGACCUGCUGUCAAACGAUCUAGGGAACGAGGCGGGUCGGAGCGGAGACGCGGACGCAACCGAGAGUCACGAGAACUCAUCGUCCGUCACGUCAUCCGCUUCCAGUGAAACGACCGACAACAAUGUGUCGCAUCCCCCGUCGGAAGAGGACGAUGAGCUGGCGGCAAAACGAAAGGCGACGGCGGUGGUGGCGGCGGCGGCGGCGAAGGGAGGGGACGCUAACAAUGGUAUCAAUGACGACGAGGAGGACGACGACGGAUCAGACAAUCCGGAUGUAGAGGAGAACGGUGCGAAACCGAUACAGGACAAAAUGGCCGAAGCGGCCCAGAAACUGAACGACGUGUUUGUAGCGAUCCGGACGGUUAAAACGUCCGCGGAUGGCACGAACGUGGGCGGUGGUGGGGAUGGUGGUGGUACGAGCGCACCGACCACACCGGCCAACAGCAGCACAAAAGUGAAUCUUAUGACACCGGACUCGUUUAGCACGCCGGUCAGCACCAGUGGCAGCAGAUCAGCGGGAAAAGAGAACGUUAAAGACGUGCGCAUUAUCAACCUUUCGGAGCUGCCCUAUCCCGAAAUGGAAACGAUCAUGAAUCAGUACGACCGGCGAGCUGCCGGUAGACGGCGCGGUGCGCGGGGCAUUACGGCGGCCAACGCUGCAACCACCAUGGCAAGCACCACGACCGGUGCCCGGAAUCUGAACGCAUCCGUCACAAGCACGGCCAGUGCGAAUGGGAGCGUGCCUAGCGAUGGUACGACCUCCUGCGAAGAGCAGGAGGAGGAGGAGGAGGAAGGCGGUGGUGGCAACACGAGCGUCGCUUCGCUGGCCGGUUCGGAACGAAUCGCCAACAUUACCGACGAUCCGGACGAGGACGAUGGGGAGGAGGAAGACGAUGAGGAGGAAGACGAACAGACAAAAGUAGUGUCCGCACAGGUUAAAAAGAAGGGUCGAAAGUUGGGUUAUGCAUUGGCGGCGAAUGGUGGCGAACAAGCGAAAGGCCGCAAGGGUCCGCACAGCACACCACCAUCGUCCGGCACAACCGUUCAGCCGGGAGGCGUUCUUAAAGUUUCGCGAACGUCACUAAACAUGGAACACUUUACCAAAAUACUUACCCUUGACGACGCAGAGCCACCGACGGUUCGAGGUAAAAAAAUGAAAAACGACGAAUCGGUAAAGCCGGAAGUGCUCAACACACUGUUCAUGCUGGCGAAGGCCACUCAGCAGCAUCAGCAACAACCGGCGGAACCGCCAGCAUCGUCGGAACCACCAGGUGGAUACGGGCUGGCGUUUGCAAACAUAAUGAAAAGUUUGUCGGAGCAGAGCGAAGAGAAUGCGACCGGUAAGACGAAGCACCGCAACGCCACCAAUAACGGGCCGGCCGGCAUGACGCAGGAGAGUGUUAUAGAUGCUCCAGCGGUACCCCCGAUGCCAUCCGCCGAAAUGCUUGCCAGCGGUGGUUCGAGUCCAAGCAGGGAAGUGCAACAGAUUAUGUCGACCAAGGAUCCGGUGAUCAGCAUGGUCGAGGAUCUGUUUAUGUACUCGUGCGUGGAGCGGAAGGACGAUUACGAAGACGAGGAGGAGGAGGAAGACGACGAAGAGGAGGAGGGCGUCGUGAACGUGGCGGACCGGUACGACGAGGAGGAUGGGGUGGUGGUAACGGUUGUCAACGGUACCGACGACAAUCCGGACGAGGUAGCGGACGAGAAAGCUCCGGAACCGAUGGUGACCGAUGCCAGUGCGUUACUGUCGCAAGACCAGGCCGCGGUUGCGGUUUCUGCCCUCAAAGAACCGAUGGAAGGUAGCGGCAACACGAUUGAGCUGGAGGAAGCGACCAAACGUGGCCAGGAACCGGCACGGGGCAACAGUCCCGGUGAAAGUGUACCACCGGCGCGCGCUGACUCAACCAGCUGGCCUUCGACGGUACCGACGGAUGUGCCGACCGUAGGUCCGUCCAAUGCCCCCGUUCACGUGAUAGACUCGUCGAAGGAAAUCGCCGCACUGGGCAGCAAGAUGGACCGGAUGAUGGAGCUGCUGCUGGUGCAGUCGCAACAGAUCGGCGAGCUGAACGUGCAGCUGGAUGCGCUGAAAAAGUCGAAGGCCGAAGAGCAACGGCGGUUCAGCACGGCACUGAACCGGCUCGGCCAAACGCUGCCGAAGACGAUCGAAACGCAGCUGUCGGCGAUGCUGGUGCAGCACAUGCUGAAGAUCGAGCAAACGCUGCUGGCCUGCUUCAACAACCAGCAGGCCCGGUUGGCCGAAACACUCACGCACCUACCUCAGGCCAUGAUCGCGCAGCUGCCGAGCCGGUUGACGCCCGUGCUGCUGCAGGAGAUGCAAAAGAAGCUGCUCCCGGCCAUUACCGGCAAGCUGGACCUGGUGCAGCAUGCGCUCGGCGCGGAGAUGACGGAGAAGCUGCACGCCAACGAAGGCGCAAUGCGUGACAUCAUCCAGCGGACGCUUCGCAGUGAGCCCGUCACGAAGACCAUGGCAGCCGCCAUUCACAGUGGCAUGACGCCGGUGCUGGUGGAGGUUUACAACCAAUCGUUGAACAAAGUCAUACUGCCCACCUACAGCGCGUCCUCCAAGGAGCUAUUCCGGCAGAUGAGCAAAGCAUUUUCGGAUGGAAUCGUAGAACUUAUGCGACGGAUCGAUCACCACGUCGACCGGGUGGACAAGAUGCAGGAACGGACGAACGGCAUGAUAGACAUCUUUGUGGAGCUGCCGGACAAGCUUGGCAUCGCUGCGGACGAUUCGAUCAAAAUGGCGGCCCGCCUGAUAUGCGAAGGGUUGGACGGGGAGCUGCGCGCGCUCGAAAAGAAUCUGGUCAAAUCGAUGCGCGAACAGAUUGGGAAGGAGAUCGAGAAGGGUUUCCAGGCGCAGACGUCCUCGCUGGAAGAUUCCGUCCUGUCGGUGGUGCGGUCCCAGGCGCAAACGCCCGCCCCGAGCAAUAUGGACGUGCAGGACCAGAUCCGGCAGCAUCUGAACGGUGGCCAGAUUAACAAAGCCUUCCACAAGGCGCUCCUGUCGAACGACCUGAGCCUGGUGGAGUACGUGCUCGAACGGGCCGACCACAAGCAGGUGUUUAAUCCGUGUCCGCUCGAGCAAACGGUACUGCUGUCGCUGAUACAACAAAUCUCCGCCGACAUGGCUAACUUUAACGAGCUGAAGCACAAGUACUUGUCGGAUGCGAUCGUCAGUCUCGACCCGCAGGAUCCGGUCACGAAGGAGCAUUCGCCGAAGGUGAUGCUGGAGCUGAUCAACAACUGUCAGAAGUUUAUGACCGACAACCCAUCGAAUCCGCUCUGCACCAGCCUGAAAAUGUUGGUCAUUGCCGCACAGUACAUGGGGUUCAAGAAUAUCUGAUACCUGCUCAAAUAGCAGCAGCAGCAGCAGCAACAAACACGGCAAUCCAAGACUGACGGCACCUGAGAAUGCAUUCAAAAUAUCCCGCCCUUUUGUGAACCUCAAGCAAUCGAACCAUCAAAUUCAAUUUUACAUCCACCCGCUAAAGGACGGCGUGAAAAGCUACCUUUUUUUCAGUAAGGUUAGGGAGUGUCCCUUUGGCACAUUAGCUCUUCUUCCUGUUCAUUUACUUCGGUAUGUACGUUUUUUUUUUACGCUUUUGAACUUUCCCUUUUAUCCUUUUUGACUAACGCGCUUCAACGCGUGCUGUGGAGAGAGUCGCUAUCUGUGUGUAAAUUCAUGCGUUCGUCCUGAAGUCCUCUCUCUUCUCUUUGUUCUGCCCUAGAAGACCGUGGUCCGUGGUGUAUUCAUAUAUCAUCGUGCUGUGAACCAUCACCACACACACACACGAGACCGGAAACGAAACACGCAUCCUGUCCUGUGGGUCAGUUUUAGUUUUUAAACUGCAAUGAAAUAAAUCCUAACCCUAACCGUACAAGGAUACAUACUCCCGACAAAAACAAAA
Molecule: messenger RNA, 6379 nt
Organism: Anopheles stephensi (Asian malaria mosquito)
Lineage: Eukaryota; Metazoa; Arthropoda; Insecta; Diptera; Culicidae
Gene: Ge-1
Product: enhancer of mRNA-decapping protein 4 homolog
Exons: 9
Coding region: 826-5814 (1662 amino acids)
Biological process (GO): deadenylation-independent decapping of nuclear-transcribed mRNA
Cellular component (GO): P-body
Molecular function (GO): protein binding
Source: RefSeq, a predicted model, not a curated record